Molecule: messenger RNA, 3017 nt
Organism: Phalaenopsis equestris
Lineage: Eukaryota; Viridiplantae; Streptophyta; Magnoliopsida; Asparagales; Orchidaceae
Product: protein DEFECTIVE IN EXINE FORMATION 1
Exons: 13
Coding region: 139-2763 (874 amino acids)
Molecular function (GO): protein binding
Source: RefSeq, a predicted model, not a curated record
GAAAAAUGUCACGAUAUUUGACCGAAAACAGCGUGAGAGGUGAUAGUCGGCUCUAAACCGCCGGGAAAACUAGCUAAAUUUCUGUAGACGAUGUUGUGAAGUUCCUGGUAGGGCUUUCCUCAGUGGCGAGAGGGCACCAUGAGACGGCUACCAGUUGUACUCCUAGUCUCACUCUUCCUUUCUGUUUCUUUAGUCGCAGUCAACGGCGCCUCCGAUUCGAAGGCGCAGAGCGAGAGGAAAAAUAAGUUUCGGGAAAGACAGGCCAGCGAUGACCUGCUCGCUUAUCCAAACCUUGAUGAGGAUUCAUUGUUAAACACCAAAUGCCCACAUAAUUUGGAAUUGAGAUGGCAGACAGAAGUUUCAUCCAGCAUUUAUGCCACUCCAUUAAUUGCUGAUAUUAACAGUGAUGGGAAGCUCGAAGUAAUUAUACCAUCUUUUGUUCAUUACUUGGAGGUGCUAGAGGGGUCAGAUGGAGACAAGUUGCCAGGCUGGCCUGCAUUCCAUCAAUCUACUGUUCAUUCCAGUCCUCUUCUUUUUGAUAUUGACAAGGAUGGUACAAAGGAGAUAGCUUUAGCAACAUACAAUGGAAUAAUUAAUUUUUUCAGGACCUCUGGCUAUUUGAUGAUGGAUACGCUAGAGGUGCCUCGAAGAAAAGUUCGCAAAGACUGGUAUGUUGGUUUGCAUCCAGAUCCAGUGGAUCGUUCACAUCCAGAUGUUCAUGAUGACCAGCUUGGCCAAGUGGCUUCUGGUGCUGCCGAAAGCACUUCCAAAUCAAAUGCAAGCUCUAUGGGACUUAAAAGUACAAGUUCUUUGAAUAGGUCGAAGGAUGAAAAUGAGGAAAAACACGAUUCUCUUCAAACAGCUUCUGCAGGCCAAAAAAUUGAGCUGCUUAAUAAACAAGAUACUGCAACAGUGCAUGAUGUUUCAGCGGAAAGAUUUGAGAGAGACAAUAAAACCCUACAUUUGUCAUCAGAAAAUCCUGAGAAUGUCAAUAAAAGCAUAAAUGAUGCGUUAUUGGGAAGUAUUAUGGGAGAGAACUCAACACAUGCUCAGAGAAGACUUCUAGAAAAUGGGUCAGGUGCUAAUCAGCAGGGAAGUUCUGAAACUCAUAACAUUGAUGAUACUGGAGUGCAUGAGGCCACGGUGGAAAAUGAGGGAAGCUUGGAAGGGGUUGCUGAUGAAUCUUUUGAUUUGUUUCGAGAUGGAGGCACCGAAGAUUUAGCUGAUGAAUAUAAUUAUGACUAUGAUGAUUAUGUUGAUGAGUCAAUGUGGGGAGAUGAAGAGUGGACUGAAGUGAAGCAUGAAAAAUUGGAAGAUUAUGUGAAUGUGGAUUCACAUAUCCUCUGCACUCCUGUGAUUGCUGAUAUUGACAAUGAUGGUGUACAGGAAAUGGUUGUCGCUGUCACCUAUUUCUUUGAUCGUGAGUACUAUGAUAACCCAGAACAUAUGGCUGAGUUGGGUGGUAUCGAUAUUGGGAAAUAUAUAGCAAGCAGUAUCGUAGUAUUCAAUCUUGAUACAAAACAAGUGAAAUGGACCGCUGAACUAGAUUUGAGUACUGAUGCUGGGAAUUUUCGUGCAUAUAUAUACUCGACUCCUACUGUCAUCGAUUUGGAUGGUGAUGGAAACCUGGAUAUUCUUGUUGGUACCACCUAUGGCCUGUUUUACAUAUUGGAUCAUCGGGGUAAGGUGCGAAACAGAUUUCCGUUGGAGAUGGCGGAGAUUCAGGCACAAGCGGUUGCAGCAGAUAUAAAUGAUGAUGGAAAAAUUGAAAUAGUGACAACUGAUGUGCAUGGCAAUGUUGCUGCAUGGACUGCAGAAGGCGAUGAAAUUUGGGAAGUGCAUCUUAAGAGUCUCAUUCCCCAGGGCCCUACUAUUGGUGAUGUUGAUGGUGAUGGUCACACUGAUGUGGUGAUACCGACAGUAUCUGGAAACAUAUAUGUCCUCAGUGGGAGAGAUGGUUCAUUUGUCCGCCCCUUCCCUUAUAGAACCGGCGGUAGGGUGAUGAAUCGAGUUCUUCUAGUUGACCUAAGCAAACAUGGUGAAAAUAAGAAGGGGUUAACUCUAGUUACUCCUUCAUUUGAUGGUUAUCUUUACUUAAUUGAUGGAUCAUCUGCUUGCGCUGAUGUUGUGGACAUUGGGGAGACAGUGUAUAGCAUGGUCUUGGCAGAUAAUGUUGAUGGUGGAGAUGAUCUGGACCUUAUUGUUUCUACAAUGAAUGGCAAUGUUUUUUGCUUUUCUACCACAUCACCACACCAUCCUCUAAAGGGAUGGAGAUCAUCCAACCAAGGAAGAAACAAUCCAGGAAUUCGCUACAACCGCGAAGGAAUCUACGCAUCACAUGCUUCCAGAAGUUUUCGCGAUGAAGAGGGAAAACAUUUUUGGGUUGAGUUUGAGAUAAUCGAUAAAUACAGGGUUCCAUCUGGGUUUCAGGGACCCUAUAACGUCACAAUAAAUUUGUUAGUGCCUGGAAACUAUCAAGGUGAGAGAAGAAUUGUUCUUAACCAAGUAUACAACGAACCAGGAAAGCAGCAGAUUAAGCUGCCGACGGUGCCGGUUCGAACCACGGGAACUGUGCUGGUAGAGAUGGUUGAUAGGAACGGCAUUUAUUUUUCGGACGAGUUCUCUCUUACCUUCCACAUGCAUUACUACAAAUUACUGAAGUGGCUUCUGUUCCUUCCAUUGCUUGGAAUGUUUGGUUUACUUGUUAUUCUCCGGCCCCAGGAAGGUGCACCAUUGCCAUCUUAUUCACGGAAUAGAGACUAGAAUUCAUUUUACAAAUUUCGGUUAUUUUAGGAAAUUUAAAGUUUUUGUUCGCAAAAGGCUUCUUUAGCCGUUUUUAUUUUUCGGUUGGCUGGAUUAAGUGAAUAUUGAAGUUUUAGAAAGGAAAAACUUGUUAUAUGUUGAGUUCUCUUAUUGUCUAUUGUCUGAAAUGCAGUUAGAAUCAAAGGCUUGUUAUGCAUGGUUUUGAUGACCGAAUGAUUGAAAUGUUGGAAUCAGUAACAGAUUUUUUUAUUGCA